Molecule: messenger RNA, 1983 nt
Organism: Microthlaspi erraticum
Lineage: Eukaryota; Viridiplantae; Streptophyta; Magnoliopsida; Brassicales; Brassicaceae
Source: the annotation of a GenBank genome assembly
AUGGGUCAUGGAACCAACAGAGUAGAAGACAUGUCGUCUCCAAACAAUGGAACCGCCGCAGCCGCAGUCGCAACCCCGAGAGAAACGAUCGUGCAGAUACACAGUGUUUGUCUACCGCCGAAGAAAACAGCGUUUCAGAAACUGAAAAAGCGGUGUGCUGAUGUUUUCUUCCCGGAUGAUCCUUUAGAGAAGUUUAGGGACCAGACAUGGAGAAACAGAGUGCUUCUGGGUCUUCAAAGCUUGUUUCCGAUAUUCACAUGGGGUUCACAGUACGAUCUCAAGCUUUUUAGGUCCGAUGUUGUCUCUGGUCUCACCAUUGCCAGUCUCGCCAUCCCUCAGGGAAUCAGCUAUGCCAAGCUAGCAAACUUACCUCCCAUAGUUGGUCUUUAUUCAAGCUUUGUGCCACCACUUAUAUACUCAGUUCUUGGGAGUUCAAAACAUCUUGCAGUUGGUCCUGUCUCAAUAGCAUCACUUGUGAUGGGCUCAAUGUUAAGUGAGAGUGUUUCUCCAACACAAGACUCAAUCCUAUAUCUCAAAUUGGCUUUCACUUCAACUUUCUUUGCUGGUGUCUUCCAAGCCUCCCUUGGCCUUCUUAGGCUGGGGUUUGUGAUUGACUUCUUGUCAAAGGCAACUUUGGUUGGUUUCACUGCUGGUGCUGCAGUGAUUGUGUCACUUCAACAGCUUAAGGGUCUUCUUGGAAUUGUUCAUUUCACUGGCAAAAUGCAAUUUAUUCCUGUCAUGUCCUCUGUUAUCAACCAGAGAUCCGAGUGGUCAUGGGAAACUAUUGUGAUGGGGGUUGGCUUCUUGAGCAUUCUCUUAACCACAAGACACAUUAGCAUGAGGAAGCCAAAACUUUUCUGGAUAUCAGCUGCAUCACCUUUGGCAUCAGUUGCUCUCUCAACUCUUCUUGUAUACCUCAUCAGAUCCAAGACUCAAGCCAUUUCCUUUAUUGGACAUUUACCAAAGGGUUUGAAUCCACCUUCAUCAAACAUGUUGUACUUCAGUGGUACUCAUCUUGCUCUUGCCAUCAAGACCGGUCUCAUCACUGGGAUUCUUUCUCUUACAGAAGGGAUUGCUGUAGGGAGAACUUUUGCAUCUAUGAAGAAUUACCAAGUUAAUGGCAACAAAGAAAUGAUGGCUAUAGGUUUUAUGAACAUGGCUGGUUCUUGCACUUCUUGCUAUGUUACCACAGGGUCUUUCUCUCGAUCUGCUGUAAACUACAAUGCUGGAGCGAAAACAGCGGUUUCUAACAUUGUGAUGGCCUCAGCAGUUCUUGUGACCCUUUUGUUUCUGAUGCCACUCUUCUAUUACACUCCUAAUGUGAUCCUUGCCGCCAUCAUCUUAACCGCUGUGAUAGGCCUAAUUGAUUAUGAAGCGGCUUACAAGCUCUACAAAGUUGACAAAUUCGAUUUCUUCACCUGCAUGUGUUCCUUCUUUGGCGUUCUCUUCGUUUCUGUACCUCUUGGCCUUGCAAUAGCAGUGGGAGUUUCGGUUCUCAAGAUCUUGUUGCAUGUAACCCGGCCAAACACUGUAGAAUUUGGAAAUAUCUCAGGGACUCAGAUAUUUCAGAGUCUUAAAAGAUACAGAGAAGCCUCAAGAAUCCCUGGUUUCCUAAUUCUUGCCGUUGAAUCUCCAUUAUACUUCGCCAAUAGUACAUACCUGCAAGAAAGGAUCUUGAGAUGGGCCAGGGAAGAGGAAAAUCGAAUCAAGGAGAACAAUGGUACUACCUUGAAAUGCAUAAUUCUUGACAUGACAGCUGUGUCGUCCAUAGACACAAGCGGCCUUGAAGCAGUGUUUGAACUUAGGAGGAGGCUUGAGAAGCAGUCACUUCAGCUUGUGCUGGUGAAUCCUGUGGGGAGUGUGAUGGAAAAGCUACACAAGUCCAAGAUCAUUGAGGCAUUGGGUCUGAGUGGACUUUAUCUAACAGUUGGUGAAGCUGUGUCUGAUCUCUCAUCAACAUGGAAAGCUCAAGGCCAGCCUUGA